AUGGCACUCGUCUCAGUUCUCACACCGAUCUUAGUGGCUGUAUUGUGCGUGGUUAUCGCGUUAGUUUUCCGAAGCUUUCAGAACACAAAGACGACUUCGAAGCCGGAGUCCAAACCCAAGGGAGACGAGAGGCCGUGGGUCGACGAGGACCUGCAGGACGACACUGAAAUCAGUUCCAAAGACAACGAGGGUGAUGAUUGGCUGGACAGCGGUGGAGAGGAGGAACUCCCCCAUGUUCCGUACACCCCGACGCGGUACCAGCCAGAAGAGAUGCUAGAACGUUCUAAACAGUUCUACUCACUCCUGAACCAGAGGCGCUCCGUGCGAUUUAUUAGUCCAGAACCGGUUCCCCGGUCGGUCAUCGAUAAUGUCAUUCUUGCCGCAGGCACGGCCCCCAGUGGUGCGCACACGGAGCCGUGGACGUUUGUGGUGGUGUCCGAGCCCGAGACCAAACACAAGAUCCGCCUGAUCGUGGAGGAGGAGGAGGAGAUCAACUACAAGCAGAGGAUGGGCAACAAGUGGGUCAAGGAUCUGGAGAGGCUCCGGACGAACUGGGUAAAGGAGUAUCUGGAUGUCGCUCCGUAUCUCAUCCUGAUUUUUAAGCAAGCCUAUGGAAUCCUGCCCAAUGGGAAAAAGAAAACUCACUACUACAACGAGAUCAGCGUGUCAAUAUCCUGUGGUCUACUACUGGCUGCACUGCAUAAUGUGGGACUGGUUACCGUGACGACGACGCCUCUGAACUGCGGGCCACAGCUGAGGGCCCUCCUCCGUCGUCCUGCCAAUGAGAAGCUGCUGAUGCUACUUCCUGUCGGCUACGCUGCAGCUGACGCUACCGUGCCCGACCUCAAACGCAAACCCCUGGACGACGUCAUGGUCUACAUCUGAUGAAAUCAUGGUCUAUGUCUGAUGACAUCAUGGUCUACAUUACCGAUUUGGACAAAAGCGUAUCCAUAACCAUAAGCAUACAUCUGCUGACAUUAUGACUACAUAUGAUCCCAUCAGCAUUCUCUUGAGUUAACAUAGGGAAAUGCUGAACCAACAUCAUACUUUUUCUUGAUAAACUGUAAAAUGAAUCAGGAAGUAUAGUCUUUCUGUGCAACUUGAAAUGAUUAUCCUGAGGCCUUGAGUUGAAAGUAGAUUGAAUUAAACUCAUCCAGUCAUGACUUUGUCUGCAGAACCUGGAAGAGACUCUGCUGUUGUAGAUCUUGUUCUGAUUUUAGCUGUAAUGUGAAUGCAACUAAAUAGGUACUUAAAUCAGAAUGUAGGGUGCUGUUAUGAGACCCCUUAUACGUUGUGUGAAUCCUAUGUGAGGUAUCACAAGAAUAAAACAUUAUAGUUUUCCGGUGCUGUCA
This is a messenger RNA of Alosa alosa (allis shad), 1352 nucleotides long. It is a transcript of the gene iyd, whose product is annotated as iodotyrosine deiodinase. The coding region runs from base 1 to 885 and encodes 294 amino acids. Lineage: Eukaryota; Metazoa; Chordata; Actinopteri; Clupeiformes; Clupeidae. The transcript has 5 exons. The record is from RefSeq and is a predicted model, not a curated record. Gene Ontology annotation, molecular function: oxidoreductase activity.